AUGGGGGAUUUCAAUGAUAUUCUAUUUAGCAAUGAAAGAGUGGGAAAAGGAUCUACUAAAAGUCUUACUCAAAAUUUUCGAGAUUGUGUGGAAAAGUGUAACUUGGAAGACCUGAAAUACUCUGGGAUUUUUUAUACCUGGAAUAAUAAGCAAAAGCCAGAGGAUCGAGUUUUCUCUAAGCUAGAUAGAGCCUUAGUUAAUCCUCAAUGGACAGAUUGCUUUCAGUAUUCGGAGGCUAACUUUUUACCUGAGGGAUGCUUUGAUCACAACCCCAUAUUGGUCUCUCUUUAUCAGGAUGUGAUUAGUGGCAGGAAACCAUUUCGAUAUUUUCGAAUGUGGAAGGAUGCAGAUGAUUUUGAUGAGCGAAUUGCUAAGAGUUGGCAGGAAGGAGUUGAAGGCACGGAGAUGUAUAAGCUGACAGUAAAACUUAAACGCUUAAAACAAAUUCUUAAGUGCAUUAAUAAGGAAGGUUUUCAUGAGAUUCACAAAGCAGAAAUGAUAGCAAAGGAGGAAUUGGUGGUUUUGCAGGAAGCAGUGAAUAAAGAUCCCCAAAACUCUCGUUUACAGAAUGAGGAACAAGUGGCUCGGGACAAAUAUGCUAAAGCUCCAGGUCCAGAUGGUUUUGGAAGUUGUUUCUAUCAAGAUAAUUGGGAAUUGGUUGGUUCAGAUGUGGUAUUUGCUGUUCUGUCCUUUUUGAGAUCAGGAAGAAUUCUUAAGGCAAUUAAUACAACUACCAUUACUCUUAUUCCUAAGAGCAGUUGUCCGCGAAGUGGGGGUUUUGUACAUGGAAGAUAUAUUGCCCAUAAUAUCAUGGUUUGUCAGGAUUUGGUGAGAUUAUAUGGGCGGAGCAAUUGCAAACCUAGCUGUAUGAUAAAAAUUGACUUAAGGAAAGCUUAUGACACAAUAGAAUGGGGGUUCAUUGAAGAGAUGCUCAAGGCUUUUGAGUUUCCUCAAUCUUUUUUAGAUUUAAUAAUGGCAUGUGUAACAACUCCCAAAUUUUCCUUGCUUCUCAAUGGCUCUUUACAAGGGUUCUUUGCAUCAAAAAGAGGACUUAGACAAGGAGAUCCCAUCUCCCCCUUGUUGUUUGUGCUUGGGUUGGAAUACUUGUCCCGAAUUAUGAGAAAGGUGGGGUCAUUACCUGGAUUCAAGUACCAUAAUAAAUGUUCAAAUCUGAAGUUGAAUCACUUAUGUUUUGCGGACGACCUCCUUAUCUUUUGCAAUGGAGAUUUUGUCUCAAUAAUGCUUAUGUUGAGGGGUUUGAAGUUGUUCUCUUCUUCUUCGGGUUUGCUUCCUAAUGCUGAGAAAACUGCUAUCUACUGUCAUGGAAUAUCUGAUGCUGUUGUAGAUAGGGUGCUGGCAGCUUCUGGAUUCACUCGAAGUCACCUGCCUUUUAGGUACCUCGGGAUACCUAUAUGUUCUAAACGAAUUUCUGCAGCAGAUUGUCAAUGCAUCUUGGAGAAGAUGACUAGUAGGAUUCAUUCUUGGAGCACUCGGAAUCUAUCUUAUAUGGGGAGAGUGACCUUGAUCAAUUCAGUCCUCAUCUCAAUUCAUUCAUAUUGGGCUCAGAUAAUGAUUCUACCAAAGAAAUUGAUUAAAGAUGUUGAAGCAAUUUGUAGGGAUUUUCUUUGGAAAGGUAUCUCAGACUCCCAUAUACCAGGAUUGAUUGCUUGGGAGUAUAAUUGCUCAUCAAGGGCGGCUGGUGGAUUGGGCUUUCGGCGAUUACAUGAUUGGAAUUUAGCUGCCAUGGGAAAGUAUCUUUGGGCAAUUGCCAAAAAGAAAGAUAACCUGUUUGUCAAGUGGAUUAAUAGCGUUUAUCUGAUGGAUAAGAAUUGGUGGGAUUACAAGUGUCCCUCUGAUUGUAGUUGGUACUGGAAGCGCUUAGUAGCUAUGAAGGAUUGCCUUAAAGAAAAAAUCUCUUAUGAUUCAUUCUUAUCACAGAGAUAUCAUAUAAAACUUGGUGUAAAUCUGCUGGUUUCUCCUGAAGUCCGUGUCCCGUGGAGGAAAUUUGUUUGGGAUAGAUUUAUCUCUCCCAAACAUCGAUUUAUCAUGUGGUUAGUCAUGUGGGAACGUCUGCACACAAAGAAUCGAAUAGCUAGAUAUAAUUCUAAUAUUGAUCUGGUUUGUUUGCUGUGUGGAGCAGAGAAUGAAGACAUAGACCAUCUCUUUUUCAAGUGUACAUACAGCAAGAGGUGUUUAGAGGCUAUCAAAGGCUGGCUUCAUUGGAAUGCACAGUCCAUCAAUCUCCACAGGCUCCUGCAUUGCAUUUCUCAUGCCAAGCAUGUAUCGAGUACAUAUAAAAGUAUAUUCUUCUCCUGUCUUGCUGUGACAGUGUACCAUCUUUGGAGAGUAAGAAAUGAUGUGCUUUGGAAUCAAAAGUUGUGGCAAGUGCAUCAUACAGUUAGUAGAAUUCAAAGUGAUUGUAAAUUUCGAUUGCUUAGUGUAUUUCCUUGUAAAGCUUCUAGGAAAGAUAGAGUUUUUUUUACCAGGUUGCUUUGA
Molecule: messenger RNA, 2496 nt
Organism: Humulus lupulus (European hop)
Lineage: Eukaryota; Viridiplantae; Streptophyta; Magnoliopsida; Rosales; Cannabaceae
Exons: 3
Coding region: 1-2496 (831 amino acids)
Source: RefSeq, a predicted model, not a curated record